ACACAGUAAAAAAUCAAAACAAAUUACACAAAUGUUUUCAUGAACAUACGAAAUAACGAUUGUAAAUUAAAAUGGCAAAUAAUAUAACUAAUGCUUACGAUGGUAAAUGCAGGUUUUGUUUAUCUAACGGCAAGCAUAGAGACAUAAUGAAAGAAUACAAUUCGAAUGGUGUUCGCGAAGUUUAUCACGAGUUGUUUCAGGAAUGUUUUAAUUUAUAUAUAUGCAUAAAUUCACCCAGAAAUUCCCUCAUAUGCACCGGUUGCGUGCAGAGUUUACAUGACGCGUGCAGCUUCCGUACGAUGGUUGUGGCGUCUGAGAAACAACUGACGAACACGCUGGACGAAAAAGAGACGUUAUUUGUCAACAUGGGAGAAGCACGUGAUAUGGAUGUACAUGUAAAAGAAGAAUUUGAUGAAAACGAUCUUGCAGAAAACAACUUUGAAGUUAAAGAUGAACCAAAUGAUAUGUGCACUGAUGAUAAAAGCACAGAUGAAUACGAUAUAUUUGAGACUUUGUCAGAAAGUGAAGAUGAUAUAGUCGAGGGAGAAGCGGAGCUGCUGGGGCGAUUUUCGCCCGAUAUUUUAAAACCAUUACCCACCAAACAGACGCUGAGAAAUAAUCAAUUUUUCAAGGAACUGGAAAUUUUGAAAGAUAAAGUAAUAACAGCGCAUUCAAUAAAAUCUUUAAUAGAACCAGCACCCAAAAGUGAACCAUCCAAAAUAUACAUAACAGAGAAAGUGGCUCACGUUGUCAACGUGUCAACGAUUCUAGAGCAUUCAAACCUAACAGCUUUCAAGACAAAGAGGCGAGCUGGAUAUCCAUGCUUCUACUGCAGUCGGAUUUGCGACAGCUUCGACCAACUGCACGACCAUCAAAUGCACGAGAAAUGCAGAAGAAACAUCAAGAAAAUACUCGACAAGAUACCCGCGGAGAGUUUAGUGGUCUACGUCCACAUAACAGAGAUAAAAUGCACGAUAUGCGAUCAAACCAUAACAAAUCUAAACGAACUGAAGCUACAUCUUAACCGGAUACACAAGAAGAAACUCUACGCUGAAUUCGGUGAUAGGAUUAUACCGUUUAAGCUGACGAAACUGAACCAGUACGAGUGCUUCAACUGUGGCUUCAAUUUCGAGACAUUUGGGGCUAUCGAGCGGCACAUGAACACCCAUUAUAGGAACUACGUUUGCGACCAAUGCGGAGCCGGCUACGUCACAAAGAACCGUCUGAAAGUGCACCUGAAAUACUCGCACGUACGCGGAAACUUCCCGUGCGACGUCUGCAAGAAAACCUUUUACACGCAAUACAAAUACAAGUCGCACGUCGACGCUGUGCAUAAGAUGGUCAAGAAGAACAAAUGCCCGAAGUGUCCCGAAAGGUUUUCGGACUAUUUCGACCGCCACAAACACAUGGUGGACGCCCAUGGGGACCCACCAUUGAGAUAUCGGUGCAAUGUGUGCGAUUCCUUGUUCAAACGCCGCUACGCUCUGUCCUGUCACAUGAAACGCCGCCAUUUGGAUGUCAAAGACAUCGAGUGCGGUUUGUGUUCUUACAAGUGCUACACCGGUACCGAGCUAAAAGCUCACAUGGUUAAACACAACGGUGAGAGGACUUACGUGUGUGUUAUUUGCAAGAAGUCUUACGCCAGAAAGAAGACAUUGAAGGAGCAUGCGCGUAUACACAAUAAUGACAAGAGGUUUGUCUGUGUGGUGUGCGGACAGGCAUUUGUGCAGAACUGCAGUCUGAAGGGCCACAUGAAAUCACAUCACAUCGAUUAUAUGAAUAAGAGAAGCUAAUCGCGACAUUUGAAGUAAUACAGCUUUUGUGACAGAACUCUUGCGGUGAACUACUGCCAUUGACAUUUCAAGUAGUAGACCUUUUUGAGACGAAACUCUUCCGGCGAACUCUUGCCAUUGCCAUUUUAAGUGCCUAGUAGAACUUUUUGUGACGGAACUCUUCCGUGGAACUACUGCCAUUGACAUUUUAAGUAGUAGAACUUUUUGUGUCGGAACUCUUCCGGGGAACUACUGCCAUUGACAUUUUAAGUAGUAGAACUUUUUGUGUCGGAACUCUUCCGGGGAACUACUGCCAUUGACAUUUUAAGUAGUAGAACUUUUUGUGUCGGAACUCUUCCGGGGAACUACUGACAUUGACAUUUUAAGUAGUAGAACUUUUUGUGUCGGAACUCUUCCGGGGAACUACUGCCAUUGACAUUUUAAGUAGUAGAACUUUUUGUGACGGAACUCUUCCGUGGAACUACUGCCAUUGACAUUUUAAGUAGUAGAUCUUUUUGUGACGGAACUCUUCCGUGGAACUACUGCCAUUGACAUUUUAAGUAGUAUAACUUUUUGUGACGAAACUCUUCCGGGCAACUACUGCCAUUGAUCUUUAAAUUAUAAAAUUUUUGUGACGAAACUCUUCCGGGGGAACUAAUAACAAGCAUUGAUGUUUUCCUGUCUGUAGGGUGUUAUUGUAACCUACGGGCCAUAGAAUCAAGAACAUACAGAAACCUUGUACACAAACUAAAUCGAAGCACCAAAAAUCACUCUUUUACAAAUAAUGAAAUAAAAUAUAUAUGAAUGAACGCUUCAUAAGUGCCUGUCAUUUGU
Pararge aegeria (speckled wood butterfly) is the source of this 2606-nucleotide messenger RNA. RefSeq names its product gastrula zinc finger protein XlCGF26.1-like. The record is from RefSeq and is a predicted model, not a curated record. Gene Ontology annotation, biological process: regulation of transcription by RNA polymerase II. Gene Ontology annotation, molecular function: DNA-binding transcription factor activity, RNA polymerase II-specific; zinc ion binding; RNA polymerase II transcription regulatory region sequence-specific DNA binding. The transcript is spliced from 5 exons. Gene Ontology annotation, cellular component: nucleus. NCBI's taxonomy places the organism in Eukaryota, Metazoa, Arthropoda, Insecta, Lepidoptera, Nymphalidae. The coding region runs from base 72 to 1793 and encodes 573 amino acids.